UCCCUAACUUCUAUAGGCUUGUCGGUACGCAUUAUACAUGGUCAUAUUUUUGCCAACUGACGCCCACGAUGUGAGCAGCUGAUACCACCUCUCGGGCUGGCAUCCGGCCACCGAAGUUUCUAUCAGGCGGGAGGGAAGGGUCCGAUCUGCGUCAGUGGACGCGGCUUGGCAUCCGUUCCCGUGGGUGUGACUCUCGAGCCAACUGAAUUUAAGUAGAACUCCAAAUCCGAUUCAGGUAGAGAGAAAGAGAGCGAGAACCAAGCCAACCAAACAUGAGUUUGACUGAGAAAGACAAGGCUGCCGUCAAGGCCCUGUGGUCCAAAAUCUCCAAGUCAGCGGAUGCUAUUGGGGCUGACGCUCUGAGCAGGAUGCUCAACGUCUAUCCGCAAACCAAGACCUACUUCUCCCACUGGCCAGACAUGAGUCCCGGCUCUGCCCCCGUGAUAGCCCACGGAAAGAAGGUGAUGGCUGGAGUCGCUCAGGCUGUGGCCAAGAUUGACAACCUGACCAACGGCCUGCUGGAGCUCAGCGAGCAGCACGCCUUCCAGUUGAGAGUGGACCCGGCCAACUUCAAGAUCCUGUCCCACUGCCUUCUCGUAGUGAUCUCCAGCAUGUUCCCCAAGGACUUCACCCCUGAGGCCCACGUCGCCUUCGAUAAAUUCCUGGUCAGCGUGUCCCUGGCUCUCUCUGAGAGAUACCGCUGAGCUGCCCGCAGUGUGGAAUGCGGUCUGCCCCACGCGACCAUGUAGCUCAUGGUGACAAAUUAAAGAAUAAACUGCAUGCCGCCCAAAA
Messenger RNA from Siniperca chuatsi (mandarin fish), 792 nucleotides. RefSeq names its product hemoglobin, alpha embryonic 5 (gene hbae5). Gene Ontology annotation, biological process: hydrogen peroxide catabolic process; oxygen transport. Gene Ontology annotation, molecular function: oxygen binding; iron ion binding; haptoglobin binding. Bases 273 to 704 code for a protein of 143 amino acids. NCBI's taxonomy places the organism in Eukaryota, Metazoa, Chordata, Actinopteri, Centrarchiformes, Sinipercidae. Gene Ontology annotation, cellular component: hemoglobin complex; blood microparticle; haptoglobin-hemoglobin complex. The record is from RefSeq and is a predicted model, not a curated record. The transcript has 3 exons.